CACUGCAAAGGUGCCACUGUUGUCAGUUGGUUGCUUGAGACAUCAAGCUGAUUUCUUUAUCUCCUGUCCAUCAUUUCCUCAUUUUUGAGACAUCAUGAAGGUGGCAUCAUUCAACAUUCAAAAAUUUGGGAGAGCCAAGAUCUCAAAUCCAGAUGUUGUUAACAUUCUCGUCAAGAUAAUUUCACGUUAUGACAUCAUUGUGAUUCUGGAGGUGGUUGAUGCCUCUGGGGACUCAGUGGAAACCUUCAUGGAGGCACUUAAUAAGGCCAACAACAAACAUCACUACACUUUAAAAAUCAGCAGUCGCCUGGGUAGAACCCGCUAUAAGGAGCAGUUCAUGUUUUUAUACAGGGACGAUCUGGUGGAUUUAGUGGGAUCAUACCAGUAUGCAGACAAGCAAGCUGGAGAAGUGGACGUGUUUGAAAGGGAACCCUACAUUCUACGCUUCCGCUGUCUCAACACUGUACUUAAGGACCUGGUUGUGAUCCCUGUCCACACCAAGCCUGAAGACUCAGAGAAGGAGCUUGAUGAGAUUUAUGAUGUCUUUCUGGAAAUCAAGAAGAAAUGGAAGACAGAUAAUGUCAUGAUCCUCGGCGACUUCAACGCAGACGGAUCGUAUGUCUCAAAAAAAGACAUGAAGGAAAUUCGCAUUCGCAGUGACAAGAAUUUCCACUGGCUCAUAAGAGAUGAUGUGGACACCACAGUCAACAAAGGCAACGAUCACACCUAUGACAGGAUUGUGGUGUAUGGACAGGACAUGCUGGAAGCUGUAGUCCCCAACUCUGCCAAGCCAUUCAAUUUCCAGGCUGCUUAUGGACUUCCUACUGAACAGGCAUUGAAAGUGAGUGACCACUACCCAGUGGAAGUGGAGCUGAGAAGAAGCACAUCCACACGCCAGAGUAAGCAGCGCAACUCAAAAAUAAUUUUGUUCUUGUUUUUUUUUUUAGGUUCUGGGGAACAGAAUAUUGUUGACAAGACCGAACUGUUGGACACCACAGGGUGGCGUGAGGACCUACAGGAAAUGAAGAAGGGGAACCUUCUGCUUGAACGUGAGAAGCUGAACUUGGAAAUAAAGAUGCUGAAGUUUAAAAUGGCUAAGCUGGAGCAUUAGGAUGCCCAUUAGACAUAUACCCCUGGUCCUCUGCGGUUACAUGUAGCGUGCAGACAGUGCUAGGCCCAUGCUAUUAUAAGUUGUGUUCAAUCAAAGUCACAUGACUUUACAGAGGCAAAAUUUCACUAGAUGCCAACAACUUUAUUUCUGAUGUUUCUCUUUACAAGAGCCAUGAAAUAAUCCUGUCAACUGUAUUAAAAAUAUUCCAAAUCUGGACCCUAAUAAAAAAAAAAGGAGGGGGAGAUUUCUCUGAGGUGUUCCCCAGUUUCGUAA
Molecule: messenger RNA, 1384 nt
Organism: Clupea harengus (Atlantic herring)
Lineage: Eukaryota; Metazoa; Chordata; Actinopteri; Clupeiformes; Clupeidae
Product: deoxyribonuclease gamma-like
Exons: 10
Coding region: 95-1111 (338 amino acids)
Biological process (GO): DNA catabolic process
Cellular component (GO): nucleus
Molecular function (GO): DNA binding; deoxyribonuclease I activity
Source: RefSeq, a predicted model, not a curated record